CUGGCACAAUACAGUUGGUUGGUCCGAUCGUUUACAGAUCAGCAGCAAGUUCAAUACACAUAUUUGCUAAACAUAUUUCAACUCGAAAGUUUUUAAACAUAUUUUGGAUAGAAUCAUGAAUAAGAACCUCGGCUUUAUGGAACGCUUGCGGUGGCGCUUAAAAACCAUCGAGCAUAAAAUUCAACAAUAUCGUUUGACAACCAACGAAACAAUUGUCGCUGAUACCGAAUAUGGAAAAGUGCAGGGAGUGAAGAAAAUAUCUCUGUAUGAUGUUCCAUACUACAGUUUCGAGGGUAUUCCCUACGCCCAGCCACCUGUGGGUGAAUUGCGCUUUAGGGCACCACAACGGCCCACACCUUGGGAAGGUGUUAGGGAUUGCAGUCAGUACAAGGAUAAGUCAGUUCAAGUGCAGUUUGUCUAUGAUAAAGUGGAAGGUUCCGAAGAUUGUCUAUACUUGAAUGUUUUUACCAACAAUGUAACACCCACUAAGCCACGUCCAGUCAUGGUCUGGAUACAUGGCGGUGGCUUCAUACAAGGCGAAGGCAAUCGCGAAUGGUAUGGCCCAGAUUAUUUCAUUAAAGAAGAUGUUGUUCUCGUCACCAUUUCAUAUCGUUUAGGAGCUUUGGGUUUUCUUAGUCUAAGUUCUCCGGAAUUAAAUGUCCCCGGUAAUGCGGGUCUAAAGGAUCAAGUGAUGGCCCUCAAAUGGAUCAAGAAUAAUUGUGCCAACUUUGGUGGCGAUCCGAAUUGCAUAACAGUCUUUGGAGAAAGCGCAGGCGGUGCUUCUACCCAUUACAUGAUGAUCACUGAUCAGACCCAGGGUCUUUUCCAUCGGGCUGUUUUGCAAUCGGGCAGUGCUAUUUGUCCUUGGGCCUACAAUGGAGAUAUUACCCAUAAUGCCUUUAGAAUCGCUAAGCUGGCGGGCUACAAGGGAGAGAAUAAUGACAAGGAUGUCUUGAGUUUUUUGCACAACAUCAAGGCCAAAGACUUGAUACGUGUAGAGGAACACGUCUUGUCUCUUGAAGAUCGAAAUAAUAAUAUUAUGUUUGCUUUUGGACCAUCUUUGGAACCUUUUAUCACACCUGAAUGUGUGGUUCCCAAGCAUCCACGCGAGUUGAUGAAGACAGCUUGGAGUAACUCAAUACCCAUAUUGAUUGGAAAUACUUCCUAUGAGGGUCUCUUAUGGGUGCCAUUACUUAAGAUGGCGCCUCAGGUGACUCAAAAACUAGAUGCUGGAACUCCAUUUAUUCCUCAGGAGCUGCUGGCCACAGAGCCCAGCAGCGACAAGAAGGAUGAGUGGAGUCGCAGAAUUCGUGACACCCAUCGCACAGGUGAAGUGGCGACCGGAGAUAACUAUAUGGAUUAUUGUUCGCUCUACUACUUUGUCUUUCCUGCUGUUCGACUUAUAAAAUCUCGCCAAGCCUAUGCUGCAGGAGCUCCUGUUUAUUUUUAUCGCUAUGAUUUCGAUUCGGAGGAGAUUAUUUUCAAUUAUCGCAUAAUGCGUAUGGGUCGUGGAGUCAAGGGAGUUAGCCAUGCCGAUGAAUUGGCUUAUCAAUUCAGCAGUCUUCAGGCACGACGUCUGCCCAAAGAAAGUCGAGAGUAUCGCAAUAUUGAAAGAACUGUGGGAAUCUGGACACAAUUUGCAGCAACAGGUAAUCCGUACAAUGAGAAAAUUAAUGGAAUGGACACUCUCACUUGGGAUCCUGUGCGCAAAACAGAUGAAGUCUUCAAGUGCCUCAAUAUUAGUGAUGAUUUGAGGUACAUUGAUUUGCCUGAAUGGAGCAAGGUUAAGGCAUGGGAGAGUCUUUAUGAGAAUAACAAGGAUUUGCUUUUCUGAUUUUCGGCUUUUUCUUUUACUCCACUUAGAUAAAGGUCAUGUGUUUAUACGUAAUAGAUAAGAAUCUUAAUAUCAAUUUAUGCAAUAUUAAUAAAUAUUUACACAAAAUCCAAAAUA
Drosophila willistoni is the source of this 1951-nucleotide messenger RNA. RefSeq names its product esterase B1. The record is from RefSeq and is a predicted model, not a curated record. NCBI's taxonomy places the organism in Eukaryota, Metazoa, Arthropoda, Insecta, Diptera, Drosophilidae. The coding region runs from base 116 to 1834 and encodes 572 amino acids. The transcript is spliced from 6 exons.